Homalodisca vitripennis (glassy-winged sharpshooter) is the source of this 3862-nucleotide messenger RNA. RefSeq names its product sodium/hydrogen exchanger 9B2 (gene Nha1). Gene Ontology annotation, molecular function: antiporter activity. Gene Ontology annotation, biological process: proton transmembrane transport. Gene Ontology annotation, cellular component: membrane. NCBI's taxonomy places the organism in Eukaryota, Metazoa, Arthropoda, Insecta, Hemiptera, Cicadellidae. Bases 191 to 2191 code for a protein of 666 amino acids. The transcript has 12 exons. The record is from RefSeq and is a predicted model, not a curated record.
CAGUGCGAGUGGAGGUGACAUCUGCCACCGGCGCGCGGUGUGGCACUCUACCACUCUAGGACACCAGGUAAGAUAACUGGUUCGUUGGAAUCCUAGCACAAUUGUUCUUGGUAACAGCAGAGCAACAAUAUCCUGGUUGGCGCCGGAAAGGUUUCGGGCAAAGCUUUUCGGUGAAGAUCGAGAGGAUACAAUGCAUGGAAUGACCGCUGUGGAGGACGGGAAGGAGCACUCUACAGUGGUGACCCCUGCUCACCCUGUAGCACCAACGUCCGGCCAUCCCCUCCACUCAGCCCUCCACACCCCUUCUGGUGUUGUCAAUACUGGCUUCGCACAUGAAGAACAGAAGAGGAAGGUCAGCAUUUCCUCUGAUGCCAUACAGGCUGAUGUGGAUAAACAGCGGAAGAUCAGCACCGGUAGUUACCGCAAGAACAUUCUGCACAAUGGAGACCGUCAACACUUUGUGGAACCAGGCUACGCACACUCUGACCAGCAGAACCCUAAUAGGCUGAACCUGGAACAUCUCCACAAGUAUGCGGCCCAGUCGGAAGUAUCCUGGUGGUACACGUUGUGUUUCAAGUGCCGCCAGAAAGAGACAGGACCAGGAUGGGAGCCAUCCUUCUGGCAGAGCAUCUGUCCCUAUCCCUUCUGCCCUACAUAUCGCCACAUGGCCCGAGUGUUUGCUUUGGCUCUUCUGUUGGUGCUGGCCUGGGGCAUUGUCUACUCCGUCGUCGGCAAGGAUGUCGCUCCCGGAGGUCAACUCUUUGACAUCGCGAUGUUGGUUCUGGCCGCCCAUUUCGGCGGGUACUUAUUCAGAAUGAUGAACCUUCCAGGACUCGUCGGAAUGUUGGCUGUUGGCGUUCUGUUCGCAAAUGUGGGCCUCAUCAACAUUCAUGGGCCUUACAAAUAUUUUACAGCUAUUCUCAGGAGGAUUGCUCUUGUGAUUAUCCUGACUCGAGCUGGUCUUGACUUGGAUCCUGGAGCUAUGAGGAGGCUCUUCUUCACCACGCUGAAGUUAGGGUUGGUUCCUUGGUGUGUCGAGGCAGGCAUAAUAGUGCUCUGUGCUCAUUUCUUCCUUAACAUGCCUUGGAUGUGGGCUCUUCUCACCGGGGCAAUCGAAGCAGCAGUGUCGCCUGCGGUGGUGGUACCGUGUCUGUUUCGACUUCGCAGUAAGGGCUACGGCGUUGCCAAGGGUAUACCCACAGUCGUAAUAGCUGUCUCUGGCAUAGAUGACGCUGCCUCCGUCGCAGCUUUCGGCAUCAUUCAAAGCUUGAUGUUCUCCGAACAUUCAUUGCUGUAUAACAUUGCGUUGGGCCCAAUAUCAGUUUUUGGUGGGGUAGGUUUCGGUAUUCUGUGGGGACUGCUAUCCAAGUUUGUACCAGAGAAAGGAGAUCCGUUUGUGGUGCCGCUGCGUAUCCUCAUGCUACUGGGUGGAGGUCUGAUUGCUGUAUUCGGCAGCGAGAUGAUAGGACUGGAGGGGGCCGGACCUCUGGGCGUCGUGGCGGCGUCAUUCGUUUCUUCCUGGGUCUGGAGCACUCAAGGCUGGGAAAUUGAAGACAAUCCGGUGCAAACGGCAUUUGAAAUAUUCUGGAUGGUGUUUGAGCCAAUUCUCUUCUCGCUAACUGGAACUCAAAUUAGACUGGACCUAAUUCCGACUGAGAUCUUUAUCGUGGCAGGAAGUUCCAUUGCAGUUGCUGCCGUCAUAAGAAUUUUCUCCACUGUUCUUGUCGCUAUAGGAGGAUCACUGAAUACGAAGGAAAAAUUCUUUGUCGCUUUAUCUUGGAUGGCGAAAGCUUCAGUACAGGCCGCUCUGUGUCCCGUGGCAUUAGAUACUCUUCGCAAGUUGGGGCGUGAUCAUGGCAUCGAAAAGUCCUACGCUGAGCAUCUGCUGGUUACAUGUGUGCUAAGUAUCGCAAUGACCGCACCACUGGGAGCCAUAGUCAUCACACUCGCAGGUCCACGCAUGUUAACCAAGACGAUUCCCGGACCACCUUCAGGAUGGCGGCACAGCUCACGCCCCUCACUCCGCGAUAUCACCGUCAUCGACGAGGGUAAUGAGUCCGACGACAUCGAGAGGAGGGGUUCCAGAGGCUCCAGGGGGUCUAGGAACUCUCAUCCUCGCCCACCUUUACAACCGCAGCCACAACCUUCUCCCCGCCAGACGCCUAACGUUGUCAUUACCCAACAACCUUAACAGUCUUCCUUCCUCAUACCCUCCCAAUAUCAGCCACAACCAACCCCCGCCAGGCGCCUAACGUUGUCAUUACCCAACAACCUUAGCAGUCUUCCUUCCUCAUACCCUCACAAUAUCAGCCACAACCAUCCCCCGCCAGGCGCCUAACGUUGUUAUUACCCAAAAACCUUAGCAGUCUUCCUUCCUCAUACCCUCCCAAUAUCAGCCACAACCAUCCCCCGCCAGGCGGCUAACGUUGUCAUUACCCAAAAACCUUAGUAGUCUUCCUUCCUCAUACCCUCCCAAUAUCAGCCACAACCAUCCCCCGCCAGGCGGCUAACGUUGUCAUUACCCAAAAACCUUAGUAGUCUUCCUUCCUCGUACCCUCACAAAUCUCAGCCACAACUAACCCCCGCCAGGCGCCUAACGUUGUCAUUACCCAACAACCUUAACAGUCUUCCUUCCUCAUACCCUCCCAAUAUCAGCCACAACCAUCCCCCACCAGGUGCCCUUUUUAAUUAUCCAAACUACCUUAGCCUUUCCCAUUCCUGUCUAACCACAGACACAAACAUCCUCCAGCAAGUCGCGUAACUUUUUCAUUACUCAGCAAUAUUAGCUGUCUACUCUCACAUAACCCAGUCGCAGCCACAACUACUGUCUUCUUCCACCAGGCGCCAAACCUAAUCUCUGCCUAGCAAAUGCAGGAUUCCUCCCUCAUAUACCCUCCCUCCCAUAGUUACAGCCACACACCGUGUGCCUAACAUAUCACUACCCAACCUUAGCAGUCUUUGCCCACAUACCCUCCCAACAACAUAGCUUUGUCCCAGUCAUGCAACCAACGACUUUACCAUUUUGGAAAACUGACUCCUUUUUUCUCUCAUUCACAUCAACUAAAGUUAUCAGCAGAAAUAGUUAUCGAUUCCAAAAUUAGAACAGAUUAUCCUGUGACUCUUCCGCUUUAAUAACGUACUCUUUAUUUUUGUAGAAUCAAAAACUAUACCUAAAGCCUACUCAAUACUCUUUAGUGUUUAUUUUUAAAUAUUACUUUAUUACUUAAGCGCACCAACAUUUUGAAUACGUCGGUUUGAAUUAUUAUGUCAUACUUCCUGUGAAAUCCAACAGCUAAAUGUUUGUGAGUUUUCAGAUGUACUCUAGUCUAUAACUCUGCUUUUUACUUAUUGAGUGAAUACCAUACUAGCUAUUCAAUGGAGUUCCUACAAUGAAUUGAAAUUCUGAGGCGUAUUAAUAAUGAUUAGUUACUAAUAAUUGUGAAAGCCAUGAAUCAAAAUAGUUUUUUACACCUAUACAUAAUAGGUAUGCAAUAUAUUACUAAUAUUAUUGUUGUAUUAACAAUAACAACAUAAUAGUAUUGUUUUUUUAAUGUAAUGCAAUCAAUAUAACAUUUAAUAAAAGUCACAUUUAUUUGUUUUUUUUCUAAAACUUUUAAAUUGUUGAAUUGUUAGGAAAUAAUUAUAUUGUUAACAUAAAUGUACCGGUUGUGUACUUAAAAUAGUAAGAUUCUGUAUGACUGUGUAAUUAAUUGUCUUAUUGUGUUAUUACAUAUAUCUGUAAACAUGUUGAUAUUAUUAGUUAAUAAGUUUAUUCAUUAAUUUAUGAUUAAGGUAAUUAGAUAAUAGUAGCACCUAAUUGUAUUGUUUUAUUUUGAUUUGGCAAAUAAACUUUUAUUUGUCA